AUGAUUCUGGUCAGCAUAUUCGUUCUGCAGCUGCUCCUGGCUUACUGCUGCCUCGCGGACGCAGUGGACCAACCCAUUGCCGUCUGCACUCUGCCGCAGCACGUCGACCUCAUCACCCUGGCCAACGCAGCCCGGGGUAUCCACUUCGAAGACUGCCCCCCAGACCACCGCGGCACGCCGCCGUCUCCUCCCGGGCUCAAGCUCGCCCGUGUCUCUGUCGCUGCCAACUCCGGCCUGCAAGCCCAGUUCUUCGAUCUCGGCUUCUUCGACGACUACUGGCUCAAGGGCUACCUCAGUCCAAAGCUCCCAGGAUUCAGAGUCGAGUGUUGGCAGGCUCCCGCCCAAGGCUGCACUGCAGGGGAGCCUGAGGCUGCAGCACUGCCCCGCCCGGCUGUCAAGAAGCUCAUCUUGGUCAACGGGGUAUCUGUGGCAGCUCCGCUAAGGCGGGAGAGGCACGUGCGGUAUAGUGGUGCAGACGAUGCCGAGCUGCUGUCACUCGACGAUCCGUCUCUCCACACGCGCUAA
Molecule: messenger RNA, 525 nt
Organism: Sporisorium graminicola
Lineage: Eukaryota; Fungi; Basidiomycota; Ustilaginomycetes; Ustilaginales; Ustilaginaceae
Exons: 3
Coding region: 1-525 (174 amino acids)
Source: RefSeq, a predicted model, not a curated record